Messenger RNA from Leptomonas pyrrhocoris, 408 nucleotides. RefSeq lists its product as hypothetical. Bases 1 to 408 code for a protein of 135 amino acids. NCBI's taxonomy places the organism in Eukaryota, Euglenozoa, Kinetoplastea, Trypanosomatida, Trypanosomatidae. The transcript has a single exon. The record is from RefSeq and is a predicted model, not a curated record.
AUGUUGUUUUCCUUCAUAUUUUUAACUAUUAAUCUUGCCUUUUUCUUUUGCUUUUCCUGUAUUUGCGUGGUGAGGAGGAUCGCUUUCUGCUCUAUAUAUUUAUUUUUUAUUUUUCUCUUGUUGUGGCGUUCGUGUGGAGUAGCGUGCCAAUCAUCAAGGAGGCACAGCAACUCUCUUUGCUUUCCAGUUGCUGAAGGCUUCUUUUUGAUUUCUUUUCGCACAUGUUUUUGUUUGUGUUUUUAUCGCCUAAAACGCGCCAACAUGGACAGCUGUGUGUUGUUUGUUUGUUUGUUUGUUUGUUUGCUUUCCGCUAUAGUCCGUUGUGUCCACAGCAGCUCCUACGGUUCGUAUUUACACUCUGAGCUGAAUCUCUUGCGGGGAAAGAAGACGUCGUCGUGCGUUCAGUAA